This is a messenger RNA of Babesia sp. Xinjiang, 468 nucleotides long. Its product is annotated as AP-1 complex subunit sigma-1. Gene Ontology annotation, biological process: vesicle-mediated transport; protein transport. NCBI's taxonomy places the organism in Eukaryota, Apicomplexa, Aconoidasida, Piroplasmida, Babesiidae. Gene Ontology annotation, cellular component: AP-1 adaptor complex; intracellular membrane-bounded organelle. Bases 1 to 468 code for a protein of 155 amino acids. Gene Ontology annotation, molecular function: clathrin-cargo adaptor activity. The transcript is spliced from 3 exons. The record is from RefSeq and is a predicted model, not a curated record.
AUGAUCAAAUUUUUUAUGGCCAUUAGCCGGCAGUGUAAGGUACGGCUGGUGAAAUGGUUCAUACCAGUAGACAGCAAGGACAAGAGCGCUAUAAUGCGUGAGCUGUCACAUUUGGUUGUAAAUCGCAAUUCUAAACAAUGUAAUUUCAUUGAGUGGCGUGAUUAUAAGCUAGUAUUUCGUCGGUACGCAAGUCUCUAUUUCGUUCUCUGCGUGGACCCCGAUGCUAACGAACUAAUAAUGCUCGAGAUCAUCCAACACUAUGUAGAGCUGUUAGAUCGUUACUUCUGCAACGUCUGUGAAUUGGACAUGGUAUUCAACGUGAACAAGGCAUACUACUUGCUCGACGAGAUACUAAUGGAUGGUGAUAUUUACGAAAGCAGCAAGAAAGCAGUAUUGCGCAGUGUAGCUGCUCAGGAUGCAUUAUGCGAUAAAGCUAAGAGCAUUCUGUCUAAGGGAUCGUCUCAAUAG